GCGUUUCCAUCACCAGCGUUCACCGCCGCAGGCAGGGCCACCGCAGGCAGGGCCUGCACAUUUCUCAACUUGUCGUGCUGGGCUGCUUUUUACGGCUAACCGGACUCCUUUGGUUGACUAUUCUCUUCAUAACCGUCGGCAACAAUGAUGAACCGCCCCGGACCCUCUCGCGCUGCCUCGCCGACCAACACCACUUACUCCGGGAUAUCCAACUAUCGUACAGACUCUUACCGUCCUAUGCCGCGCGACAGCCCUCCUCCAGAAAAGCUUUUGGAUUCGCACUCCAUCGCCCGCACACACUUCGAGGAGCUCAGCAAGUACCUCGCUAGCUAUCUUGCGAAGGAACCUGCCCACUCUCGCUCGACUGCCCGACAGAAGCUCACUCGUCUCACUCGUCAACAGUUCCAGGAACUCUCCACCGACGUCUACGAUGAGCUCAUGCGCCGUCGGAACAACACCACUGAGAACGAAAUUCCAUUUCUUCCUGUCAGAGACGACUUCCAUCCGAAGCGAAACCAAGCUCGCCAGAAACUCGCCACGCUGCCCACCGGACGGUUCAAAGACCUGUCCAGCGACGUCUACUACGAGCUCUCUCGGCGGUAUCCAGAAUUUAAGGAAGAUUCUGUCGUUGGCGCGGAUGUCAAAUCACCCGGCUCGAUCUACGAUGACUAUCCAUCCCCCGACUUUCCCACCUCGCCCCGCUCCAAGCCCAUGGCCACCACUGCUCUGCCCAGCGCCUUACGUGCUCCCGAUGAUCGUGCCAUCGAUAGUGGCUAUGGUCCGAGCCCUUCCUCUGCCAGGCGCCCGAGCGAAGACAAUUAUAACCGGCGUCGGCCUAGCCAGGAUGACUAUGCACAAAGGAGAAGGCCGUCGCAGGACAUGUACCGCCAGGGAGACCGCAGACGUCCGUCGCAGGAUACCACCGCCCGACGCUCAGAAGACCGUCGGCGUCCGAGCGAGUCCAGCGAAUCGAAUGCGCAGAGCGCCACUGCUGGUAUGGGCAUGAUCAUCCCGAACAAGAGCACCAUCGCGGAGGAGGAUAUCGAGGUGCCGUACGGGCGCGAGAGUACCGCAAUGGACGACCGCACGCACGCCAGUGACGACGAGGACGACGAGCGCCGCGGCCUCAGUGGGCUCAGCGCGCGCCUGCAGGCGGUUGAAGGUGAGGAGGAAGCGCGGAGUGGGGAUGACUACUUCGAUAAGAUGUCCUUUGGUCGCGCGUCGGUCACGUCCGACCGGUCCGCGCGGGGAUUGAAUGGGCGGACGAGCGUGGCUGGGGAGGAGCAGGAGCGCAUGCGGCGGGAUUACGAGUAUAAGGUCGCGACGAUGCAAAAGCGCAUCACUAUGCUUGAACGAGAUCUCGAGGAUGUGCAGCAACGUGAGAAGCGAUGGACUGCGGGUGAAGAACGUGUUCAAAAUGUCGAGGAGGAGCUGCGCGAAUUGCAACAGGGAAUGGCGAAGGGACGAGAGGCGGAGGCGAAACGGACGCAAGAAGACGAGGAAGAGCUAAAGGUAUUGCGGGAGCGGUGUGAGCGAUUGGAAUCCGAGCGCGUUCAAGCAGGACAGGGCAACAGUGAGAUAUUGGAUCAGCUGCGCUCCGACAUGGAGGCGCUCAUGGUCGAGCUCACCGACCUAUCGCACCGUAAUGAUAACUUGAUGACUGCGAAAGACUCCAACCUUGCCGUCAUACGAGAUUUGGACGCACAGCUGAAGGGGUACAAGCGCAAGUACGAGCAAGCUAAGACUGAGCUGAGGAGUGUCAAGGCGACAUCGCAACUAUUCUUACAAACACCAAAGAUAGACGACCAACUGCCCGUUUCUCCAGACGGCGGUUUGCUCGACAUUCACGUAACUGCAUUCGUAUCCGCAGUCGACAGUCUGCUCACCGCUGGCCGCUCAAAUUCGCCCACACGCGUGCUUACACCGAUGAAGGCCGUCGUAAAUGCCGUCGCCUCCAUCAUCGACGACGUUAAGGCGUUCGAGUGCCGUAUGCCCUCCGAGCGUGCAGACAUCGACAUGGACGCGCUGCGAGCGCUGCGCGAUCGCGCGGACGCGACACUCAGCAAUCUCGUGACCGCAACAAAGACGCAUGCGACGAGCUCCGGCAUGUCGCCUGUUAGUUUGCUCGACGCUGCCGCGAGCCAUGUCUCCUUAACCGUCACGGAGAUUGGCAAAGCGGUCUGCAUACGGAAGGCUACGAAAGCCGAGCAGGAGCAGUUCAACCUUGGACCGAGCGUUGCUGGUGUCACUUUGCGGUCAGUGGACGAGAUCAGGGCGGCCCACCAGAGAGAAGGGAGCAGCGCGAGCGCUAGUUCAAAGCGCAGCGAAGUGUUGUCAUCAUCAGAAAGGCAACAGUCUUUUUCGUAUGUCUCAUCAGGCCUCUCAAUGCUGGAUCAACGGCGAAGUCCUCCCUCCAACCUGUCCAGCUCUGAGGCCAGCUCGCCUCCGCCGAUCUUCGAUCAACCGAACGGUCGGAUCGGCGUAGCACUGAACAGCGACGAGUCGAUGACGACGGAGAACUUGGAGGAUGCAUGGACGGAGCUGAAGCCAUAUCUCGAAGCACAGACCGAGUCCAUAAUAUACGCGAUCCAGAGCGUGCUCUCAGGCGUGCGCAGCCCAACGCCCUCGCCAACACUGAACGAGAAUUUGACGCAGAUCAUCACAAUUGUAUCGAGCAUUGUCGCGGUAUGUAAGGACAAUCUCCCGCCGGCGUCAGCGACGCAGGGCGAGGCGAUCCUGGCGGAGCUCGGCGAGCACGCAAACAAACUGAGUGAAGUGCAGGCACUGCCAGAGGUGACGAAAGAGUCGCGCCAGGUCAUGGCCAAGUCCAGCUUCGCGGUUGCGAAUGCGAUGAAGGGGUUAAUGAAGUUGUAGUAUGGAUCUACCGGUGCCUCUUGGUUAUAUUAUUGUAGUGUAUGGCUCAGCGUCGUUUCGAUUGCUACCUAGUUGGAUACCUGACGGAUUGAAAGACCAAACCGGGCUAAUUAAUCGCUUGCUGGAUGAUUCGC
Molecule: messenger RNA, 3008 nt
Organism: Laetiporus sulphureus 93-53
Lineage: Eukaryota; Fungi; Basidiomycota; Agaricomycetes; Polyporales; Laetiporaceae
Exons: 8
Coding region: 145-2874 (909 amino acids)
Cellular component (GO): actomyosin contractile ring; cell cortex of growing cell tip
Molecular function (GO): MAP kinase scaffold activity
Source: RefSeq, a predicted model, not a curated record